Rhagoletis zephyria (snowberry fruit fly) is the source of this 635-nucleotide messenger RNA. RefSeq lists its product as uncharacterized. NCBI's taxonomy places the organism in Eukaryota, Metazoa, Arthropoda, Insecta, Diptera, Tephritidae. The record is from RefSeq and is a predicted model, not a curated record.
GUACUUACAUAUAAGUUUAUUUGUGUAAUUUUAAGCCUAUGAGUAUUUGUAAGAGAAGAAAUCAUGAAUCAGUAGAGAACCAGCUGUUAAAGAGGAAAGACACGAUUUAGCAACAACUCAAAAAAAAAAUUAAACAAAUAAAUAGACAACGAACAACAACGACAGUUAAAGCGGGUCAGCGAAGAUUUAAAAUAAGAAAAGUGAUCAAAGCUGGUGUAAACAAACAAAAUGAAAUCGUUAAAAUUGAUAUUUGCGCUUGCCAUCAUUGUAACAAACAACUCACCCUUUAAUGAUGCCUAUCCCCAGCCUGCAAAUAAUCCUAAUGCCGAGUAUGAAUUGAUAAGCGGUGGCGCGCAGGUUGGACCGAAGCCGUCUUUUGUGCCCAUCACACGAAAACCGUUAAUAAUUAAUACACCACCACCAACGCCAGCAAACUCGAAGACUUUUGCUUUCGAUCCUCUAACCAAAACGUGGACAAAAGUCAAAAAGGAUGAUCCCAUACCAUCGGAAGAUACGCUUCUAUGGAACCAAAGCAAUGACAAAUGGCUGACCGAAACAGCCAGGCGCCUAUAAAAUGCAGCAAUCCGCAAUAUGAAUAAUUGAAAAUAAUUAUAAAAUGAGUAUUUACAAGGUCA